Molecule: messenger RNA, 897 nt
Organism: Fulmarus glacialis (Northern fulmar)
Lineage: Eukaryota; Metazoa; Chordata; Aves; Procellariiformes; Procellariidae
Product: fibrinogen-like protein A
Exons: 3
Coding region: 1-897 (298 amino acids)
Source: RefSeq, a predicted model, not a curated record
AUGGCACAAGGUGACAGAGGUGAGAGACGUUCUAAGUGUCGCAGCACAGUGCUCCGUGUCAGAGCAAUGACCAGUCUGAAACAGGGUUCUAUGUUGAAGUUCUGUAUUGCUGCAAGAGGACUGACUCGGAAAGAAGAUGCUGUUGACGAGCUCAGUGGAAUUUAUUCUGUUCUUGCUCUCUCAUUGCACUGUGUCAACUAUCCAAGGGAUUGUUUUGAGAUUUUUCAGCGCUCCAAAGGAAAUUCCAGAGAUGGUCUUUACAUCAUCCAACCAAAGGAGGACCCAAUUGUUGUCUCUUGUAACAUGCAGGAUGGUGGCUGGACAGUAAUCCAGCACAUUACAGCCAAUAGUACUGUUGACUUUGAUAGGACCUGGCAGGAUUACAAAUACGGAUUUGGCUCCGUUCAUGACAACCACUGGUUAGGAAAUGAAUAUAUGCAUCAGUUAACUAGCAGCUCCAUGCAAUAUAUACUUGGAGUUAAACUUGUAAACCUAAAUGCUGAAAUCAAAUGGGGACAGUACGAACCAUUCCUUAUUGAAGAUGAAGAGUCUCAAUACCGAAUCAGGGUUGGUCUAUACAAAGGCAAUGCCACUGAUGCUCUGACCCUGGACACAGAAGCCUAUCUCCAUGACAACCAGAAGUUCACCACCAAGGACAGAGACAAUGACAAUUACUUUCAGAAUUGUGCUAAAUUGGAACACAAUGGCAUUCCCGGGGGAGGCUGGUGGUACGACGCGUGUGCUGGAGCAAAUCUAAACCGAAGGAACAUGAUAUACUGGCAAAGGGACUGCAACAAGCAACGCAUAUGCAAGUUUGCAUGGAUGAUGAUCAAACCCAUUGACCGCAGCCUGUCAUAUCCAACCAAGUCCUGUCCAUGUCAGAAAGUUGAACUGUAG